ACGAAAACGUCUGUCUGGAGAAGUCAGUGGAGGCUUUAUGGUAGUCACUCGUGGUGAAUGUGUUGUAAACAAUUUUGAGAAUGGCUAGAAUCGUCAAUUUCUUCAAGACUAUCAGAAAUAACUGGAAGAAGUCACUCUUCAGUGCAGCUGUCCUCACUUACGGAACCUCUUAUGGUCUUGACGUCUAUCAAACGAAUUUGUUGAUGAGAGCUUACUGCGAGGAAGCUGUUAAAUUCGGGGAUGAGCCUCUUGCUGCUACACGUAAACCUAGGCACAUCACAGUCAUCUUGAAUCCAAUAGCUAAAAAAAGAAAGGCAAAAAAAUUAUUUGAAAAAUACUGCGAACCCCUGCUGCACCUGGCUGGUAUCGCAGUUACGAUUCUCCAGACAGAACAAGAGGGCCAUGCUCGUUCCCUAAUAGAAAACAUGAACACUCCAACUGAUGCAAUACUAGUGGCAGGAGGAGAUGGCACUCUUCUGGACGUGGUGACAGGUCUCCUGAGGAAGUACGAGGGGAACAGGGGGUAUGCCAAGCAGUGUCCCAUUGGAAUUCUCCCCCUGGGGGAGAUGAACAGAAUAGCUGAUGCAAUGUUCCUCGGAGGGUAUGAGGAUCACCCUCUGAUCCAUGAGAUGGCUGAUGCCACCAUGGCUGCUGUCAGGGGAGGAACGAGAAUGGUCGACGUCGUGAAAGUUGAACCACUAAACAAUGAUCCUGAAAAUCCAAUAAGACCAAUUUAUGCUGUGGGGACUCUGGAAUGGGGUGCCUGGAGGGAUGCUCAUGCACGAAGGGAUAAAUAUUGGUAUUGGGGGUCUCUUAGGAGAUACAUGACAUAUAUAUUCAGUGGCAUAAAGAAAGACGUAAACUGGGAGAUAAAUGGAACCCUCCGUUACUCCGAGCCCUGCAGUGGUUGCUCAACAUGUUACGACGACAAUCAGAGCGCCGAGAGCACCGAAAAAAGGUGGUGGCACGUGUUCAUCCCACGAAGAACAGCCUACGCCCAGAACGAAAUCGAUUACCGAAGAGUUAAGAAUGACAAGUGUGGGCAGUACAAUGAAAUACCGAUCAAUGCAACAGAACUCAGUUUAAUCACUAGUAACGUUAAGAAUCCGGUCAAGGAAGGCCCACCGUCUAUUAAAUUACAUUUAGGCCCGGAAUAUGUUAGUUACAAAGAUUUCGUAGCUGAAGGCUGGAGAAGAAUAAAAGGAGAAAAAACGCUUAUAAAUAAAACAGUAGAGGCCAAAGAUAUCGAACUUUUACCGAACACUGUAGACGAUUCAAAUGACAAGCAACAAUAUUUUUCAAUAGACAACGAGGAAUUCGAAAUGAAACCGGUCAAGAUAAAGCUACUGUCUAACGCUGUAAAAAUGUUCUCUCAGUAAUUACACGAUUUA
Molecule: messenger RNA, 1391 nt
Organism: Diachasma alloeum
Lineage: Eukaryota; Metazoa; Arthropoda; Insecta; Hymenoptera; Braconidae
Gene: Mulk
Product: acylglycerol kinase, mitochondrial
Exons: 7
Coding region: 81-1379 (432 amino acids)
Biological process (GO): ceramide biosynthetic process; protein insertion into mitochondrial inner membrane
Cellular component (GO): mitochondrion; TIM22 mitochondrial import inner membrane insertion complex
Molecular function (GO): ATP-dependent diacylglycerol kinase activity; acylglycerol kinase activity; ceramide kinase activity
Source: RefSeq, a predicted model, not a curated record